Messenger RNA from Diospyros lotus (date-plum), 3944 nucleotides. Its product is annotated as filament-like plant protein 7. Bases 437 to 3703 code for a protein of 1088 amino acids. The transcript is spliced from 9 exons. The record is from RefSeq and is a predicted model, not a curated record. NCBI's taxonomy places the organism in Eukaryota, Viridiplantae, Streptophyta, Magnoliopsida, Ericales, Ebenaceae.
CGACACUUCCCCCUUUAUCUCAGUCGUCACUACGUAUAUAUCCAUUCUAUAGUAUAGACUAGAGUCUCCUAUUCUCUACUCUUGCUAAUGGGGCAGUGCUUUCUUCUUUCUUCUUCGUCUUCGUCUUCUUUUCAUGAGAGUUGAAGGCCUGGGUUGUAUAUAUGUUCUGGUGAUCGAUCAGUCGGAGUAAGAGAUUAAUGGCGCUGAAGCUAUAAAGUGCCGUGCUUCAUCUACUCUUGUGCGUCUGUGCGCGGGACUCGUUGAUCAACUGAUCAGAAAUGAGAUUGAAGGUCCUAGUUGAUGCAACUUGCAUCAGAAGCAAAGAAGUUGAAGGCACAGUUCCAACUUCAAAUUAAACUGUGGUACUGGAUGAUCUUCUGGUGAUUUUUCAAGUAAAAUUUGCUCCAUACUUUUUCCUAAAAGAUCUCAUGACAUAAUGGAUCACAAGACAUGGCUCUGGAAGAAAAAACCCACUGAGAAGACCAUUAUUGCAGCUGAUAAAGGAAACCUUUCACGCCAAGGAAAUGAAGAAGAGAUACUGGCACUUCUGACUGAUAAAGCAGAGUUGGAGAGAGACCUGAUAAUACUAAAUGAAAAGCUUUCUUCUGCCCUAUCUGAGUGCAACUCCAAGGAUGAUCUUGUCGAAAGACAUGCAAAAUUGGCACAGGAAGCCCAGUCAGGCUGGGACAAGGCAGAAGCUGAAGCAAUGUCAUUGAAGCAAGAGCUAGAAGGAGCUUUGCGACAGAGAGUAGCUGAUGAAGAAAGACUUGUUCAUUUGGACAUGGCCUUGAAGGAAUGUAUGCAACAAUUGCGUUUUGUUCGAGAAGAGCAGGAGCAAAGGAUUCAUGAUGCUGUGAAAAAGGCAUCAAGAGAAUUCGGGAAAACAAGGACUGUUUUAGAGCAGAAGUUAGCUGACACCAACAAAGCACUCGCCAAGUUAGGUGCAGAAAAUACUCAGCUCAGUAAGGCUCUCUUAGCAAAGGAAAAAUUGAUUGAAGAUCUAAAUCAACGAAGUACUCGAUCAGAGACAGAUCUUAAUGCCCUAAUGGCUAGACUAGAAUCAACAGAGAAAGAGAACGCUUCUCUGAAAUAUGAGAUUCGAGUGCUUGAAAAAGAGCUUGAGAUUCGAAAUGAUGAGAGAGAAUUUAAUCGUCGAACAGCUAAUGCAGCAGACAAGCAACACCUGGAGAGCGUGAAAAAGAUUGCAAAAUUGGAAUCAGAAUGUCACAGGUUGCGCAUCCUUGUCCGUAAGCGGUUGCCAGGCCCUGCAGCUCUGGCAAAAAUGAAGACUGAAGUUGAAAUGCUGGGCAGAGAUCAAGCAGAAACAAGGCGGAGAAAGUCUGCUCCUUACCCAACUGGUUCAAUGGACUUUGCUAUCGAUAAUGCUCCCGAUACACCAAACAAAAGAAUCAACUAUUUGACUGAGCAGUUGUAUGCAUUGGAAGAAGAAAAUAGGAGUCUCAAAGAAAGUCUCAACAAAAAAACAAGCGAACUCCAAUUUUCCCAAAUCACGCAUGCUCGCAGUGCUUCCAGAUUAUCACAAGUUGAGGUACAGCUUGAAGAACUAUCAACCGGUCAGAUUGGUGUGGAACCGGCAAGAAAUAUGGCUCGACCACAUGAGAUCUCUUUGUCAUCAGUGUCUGAAGUGGGCAGUGAUGAUAAGGCUAGUUGUUCCGAAUCUUGGGCUUCUGCUUUGAUUUCAGAAUUGGAGCAUUUCAGAAAUGGAAAGCAAAUGGGGACACCAUUGCGAAGAACUGUUGAAUCUUCAGACAUAGAUCUGAUGGAUGACUUUGUUGAGAUGGAAAAAUUAGCCAUUGUAUCCACGGAUAAGAAAUUUGGAAGCCCUCGUAUUGCUUCAGUUAAUGGGAGGGAAGCUUUUGAUCAUCUAGAAAUUCAGUCAGGUGGAAUUUCCAAGAUCAAAGGAGAUAGAAAGGUAGUUGCAUCCCCUGAUUCCAGGUUGGAGCUCGGCAUCAUAAACCAGGACAUCCAGACUGAAAACAUAUUGAUUGGUAAAUUUCCUAGGUGGCUUCAGGAUAUAUUGAAAGUAAUAUUGGAGCAGCAGUGGGUCACACAGAGAAAGCCAAAUGAAAUACUUGAGGAUAUAAAAUUUGCUUUGCAGCAUGUCAAUGGCACAAAUUCCAGCAAAUUUUUUUAUUCAAGGGAAAGCUCAAUCAGUGGUUACAUCUCUCGGAACCUUUCGGACAAGUCUCCAUUAAUGAAUUCAGCUAAUACUGUAAUCGGUGAGGAGAAGGCAGACCAUUGCGAUGACCCUAUCCAGUCAAAACUGAGUAGAUCAAUACGUAAAAUAAUUGACCUUAUUGAAGGAAUCAGCUUAUCAGCCCCAGAUAAUGGUGCCUCUAAAAAUUUUCCUGCAAUGAAUGGUAGUCAUUUCCCGUAUGAGAAUCCAGAAACAUCUUCUGGCUACACGGCUCGUGUUCUUCAAUGGAAAACUUCUGAACUAAGUGCUGUUCUUCAGAAAUUUAUUCAAUCGUGUACUGAUUUGUUGAACGGAAAGGUGGAUCUUGAAAAUUUUGCUGAAGAAUUAGCUUCUGCUUUGGACUGGGUUAUGAACAGAUGUUUUUCCCUUCAAGAUGUGUCGAGCAUGAGGGAUGCAAUCAAGAAACACUUCGAUUGGGAUGAAUCAAGAAGUGAGAGCGAGGUAGAAGGUGGAAUGAAUCGUCAACUUUUGGACGCAGGUAAAUUACAGGUUUCCAGAGAACAGUCUUCAUUUUUGCCCAUUUUUUCAGCUCAAACUGACCACAAAAUGAAAGAAACUUGUCCUAAUAUGAGAGAGAAAACUGAAAAACUGAAAGAAGAAUUGGUAAACAUGGAAUCUAGAAGCAAGAACUUAGAAGGCAGACUCCAGACAGAGAUUGAUAACAGUAAAUCUUUGAUGAUCCAACUUCAAGAAGCAGAGAAAACUAUCAGAAGCUUGCAAAAAGAGUUAGAAACUCUAAAGGAAUCCAAGGAUGUGAUUGAGAAUCAAGUUGAGAAUGACAAGUUGGUGAAUGUAGACCUAGACACACAGCUCAAAGUUGUCAGUGUCGAACUGAAUGAGGUCCCCCAGAAUUUUGCAACUCUAGAAAGAGAACUGGAGAAUAAAAGUAAUUGCCGUGAAGAAUUGGAGGCCACAUGUCUUGAUCUACAGCUUCAGCUAGAAAGUGUUACGAAGAAAGAAAUCCCAAAGUCUGAUGCGAAUCAAGAAGAAAAGGAACUUCGAAGUGACUGGGAAGUAGCAGCAGCUUCUGAGAAGUUGGCAGAGUGCCAAGAGACCAUCCUAAACUUGGGGAGGCAGUUUAAAGCAUUGGCUUCGCCAAGAGAUGCAGCCCUUUUCGACAAGCUUGUCUCCCACCCUUCGGAGAAUAUUGCCACGACUGCCACCCCGAAGAAGAACCUUAGCCGGCGCUCCUCGCUACGGGAUAAGAUGCUGGCUGAAGACAAUGCUGAAGCUGAAAACCCUCCCAAGGUUCUAGACGUUAACUCCCGCUCUGCCUGUCUCCCCAAUAGCACUGUAGAUACUUCAGAAAGUUUUCUUCACGGAAACGGGACUAAACAUAAGGAAAUCCAAGCUGUUGGCAAUUCACUGGCUAUUGUGCCUAGCACAAAAAAGGUAGGUGGGGGGCCAUUGAAUUUCCUGUUGUGGAUAAGAAAGAAAGGAAACAGCAAAAAAGUAACUCUCCCCGUAACUGCAACAACAAAGUGACCACAAGGCUGAGGCCAAGAGAUCUAGUAUUGAUAGCCUUGAUUUUUUAUUGAUUUCAUGCUUGCUUGCUUCGAGUGUACAACAAGAUUCAUUGGAUUUAGUUAUCGGAUGAGAGAAAGAAGGAAAAAAUGCAUCGUUUCUGUGUGAUACUAAUUGUUAUUGUAUUUGUAAAUGAAACCAGAAGGGGGAGAAAGAUUAUUGUGAAAUGAAAACAUUGCACUUGGAAGAGAUUCAUUGCCAA